CCCGCCCCACCGGUCGGACGGCCCAAAACUAGGGCAGCUAUAAAAGACGUCGCCUCCAAAUGGGCUCAUUUCCCGUUACAGCUGCCUCGCCGCCGGACCACUCCAGAGAUGAAGGCGCGGCUAGUUCUGUUGGUGGCCCUGUUCGCGGCCGGCUGCUAUGCUGAGCAGCAAGGCCAGGACAGCGUGGAGAUCAAUGAGGCCGACGCCGCCCAAGAGCGCCUGAUCGCCCUCUACUCGACCUUCACGCUGUCGAGGAUCUCGAGCACGACGACCACGGUGGCGUUCUCCUGCAACAUCGUGCCGGCAGCGGCCACCGCCUGCAAGCGGCGCAGGAGGAAGCGUUCCGCCCGGCCCGCCACUGACGCCAUUCAGCUGGCUUCCCCGGAGAUGGCGGCACCCGAGCUGAGCUCAUCCCUCGACCGCAGCCAGCGGGACACAUCCGAGGCCUCCGGCAGGCUCUUCUUCACCAUCUGGACCACAUCCUUCACGACGCUCACCACCACGUUCAUGUCAACCAACUUCUCGACCACAGUGUCGUACACGCUGCUAUGCACGGCACCUGGCCAGAGCCUGCUGCCCCUCUGCUGAGGCCCGCAGUGGUUCGCCGAAACUCGCCUCCGACACACGCUGAGCUUGUUGUUAUUGUUUCUCACGUUGUUACGCGCAAGCAAUAUGACCAAGGACUGUUUCUGUUACCGCAUGCUGUAAAUAUGAGCAUUUACCAAAAUGAAGAAAAAUACAGGGACGUGAAUCGAGA
Molecule: messenger RNA, 757 nt
Organism: Pollicipes pollicipes
Lineage: Eukaryota; Metazoa; Arthropoda; Thecostraca; Pollicipedomorpha; Pollicipedidae
Exons: 4
Coding region: 109-588 (159 amino acids)
Source: RefSeq, a predicted model, not a curated record